Jaculus jaculus (lesser Egyptian jerboa) is the source of this 1098-nucleotide messenger RNA. RefSeq names its product relaxin family peptide/INSL5 receptor 4 (gene Rxfp4). The transcript has a single exon. Lineage: Eukaryota; Metazoa; Chordata; Mammalia; Rodentia; Dipodidae. Gene Ontology annotation, biological process: immune response; G protein-coupled receptor signaling pathway. Gene Ontology annotation, molecular function: G protein-coupled receptor activity. The record is from RefSeq and is a predicted model, not a curated record. The coding region runs from base 1 to 1098 and encodes 365 amino acids. Gene Ontology annotation, cellular component: membrane.
AUGCCCACACUCAAUGCCUCUUCCACUCUGCCCACUCUCUUCUGGGCCAACACGUCUGAAGGCAGUGUGCUGAGUCCCGACGGCGCUGCCAUUCCUGUGGAAUUCCUCGCCCUAAGGAUCACGGUUGCUGUAGCCUAUGGACUUGUGGGCAUCACGGGUUUGCUGGGAAAUCUGGCCGUGCUGUGGGUGCUGCGCAGCUGUGCUCAGAGAGCCCCGGGGCCUCCUUCCGAUACCUUUGUCUUCAGCCUGGCUCUGGCAGACCUGGGGCUGGCCCUUACCCUCCCUUUCUGGGCAGCUGAGUCAGCACUGGACUUCCACUGGCCUUUUGGAAGUGCCCUCUGCAAGAUAGUUCUGACCGCCACCGUCCUCAGCAUCUACUCCAGCAUCUUCCUCGUCACCACGCUGAGCGUUGCCCGAUACCGGGUGGUGUCCACGGCCGUGGGACCAGGCAGUCACCUCUCACUCUUUUGGGCCCGUGUGGCUACCCUGGCAGCGUGGGCGGCCGCUGCCGUGGUGACCAUACCGACGGCUAUCUUUGGGGGCGAGGAUGAGUUGUGGGGUGUGCACCUCUGCCUGCUGCGCUUCCCCAGCAGGUACUGGCUGGGGGCCUACCAGCUGCAGAGGGUGGUUCUGGCCUUCGUCCUGCCCUUGGCCAUCAUCACCACCAGCUACCUGCUGCUGCUGGCCUUCCUGCGCCGGAGGCGACCGCGACAGGACAGCAGGGCGGUGGCCCGCUCCGUCCGCAUCCUAGUGGCCUCCUUCUUCCUGUGCUGGUUCCCCAACCACGUGGUCACUCUCUGGGGAGUGCUGGUGAAGUUCGACCUGGUGCCCUGGGACAGGACUUUCUACACCGUCCACACCUACGUCUUCCCAGUCACCACCUGCCUGGCGCACGGCAACAGUUGCCUCAACCCUGUGGUCUACUGUCUCCUCCGGCGCGAGCCCAGGAGGGCCCUGGCUAGCUCCUUCAGGGAUCUCCUGUCCAGGCUUUGGCCUCAAGGAAAGGCCUCUGUGGAACAAGUGGCCUUUAAGGAGGUAGGCAGAAGUGGCCCUUCUACCGCACUCUCAAACACAAAGGGACACCUGGAUGAGGUUUGA